Closterium sp. Yama58-4 is the source of this 1311-nucleotide messenger RNA. Lineage: Eukaryota; Viridiplantae; Streptophyta; Zygnematophyceae; Desmidiales; Closteriaceae. The record is from the annotation of a GenBank genome assembly.
AUGCGUUCCCGUCGCCGGCGACGUUCUCGCCGAACCCGCACCUCGGUCGCCGAACCCGCAGCUCGAUCGCCGAACCCGCAGCUCGAUCGCCGAACCGGCAGCUCGCGACACCCUCUUAGCGCGUCACCCGCGUCUCUCCUACCCCGCUGCGCGCCUCACCGCUUAGCGCCUCACCGCUUAGUGCCUCACCGCUUAACGCCUCACCUUCCCCUUAUUUCCCCCUCUACUCCCCCUCGUUCCAGCCUCUCCUUCCCCUUAUUUCUUCCUCUGCUUCCCCUCGUUCCCCCCUCUCCUUCCCCUUAUUUCCAACUCUACUCCCCCCUCGUUCCCCCCUCUCCUUCCCCUUGUUUCCCCCUCUGCUCCCCCUCGUUCCCCCUCUCCUUCCCCUUGUUUCCCCCUCUGCUUCCCCUCGUUUCCCCCUCUCCUUCCCCUUCUUUCCCCCUCUGCUCCCCCUCGUUCCCCCCUCUCCUUCCCCUUGUUUCCCCCUCUGCUCCCCCUCGUUCCCCCUCUCCUUCCCCUUGUUUCCCCCUCUGCUCCCCCUCGUUCCCCCCUCUCCUUCCCCUUGUUUCCCCCUCUGCUUCCCCUCGUUUCCCCCUCUCCUUCCCCUUCUUUCCCCCUCUGCUCCCCCUCGUUCCCCCCUCUCCUUCCCCUUAUUUCCCCCUCUGCUCCCCCUCGUUACCCCCUCUGCUUCCCCUUAUUUCCCCCUCUUCUUCCCCUCCUUUCCCCUUAUGCUUCACCUCCUUCCCCCCCCUGCAUGCCCUCCUUUCUCCACCUGCUUCCCCUCCUUGCCCCCCAUGCUUCUCUUCGCUUCCCCCCACAUCCCCUGUUUUCCCCUGCUUUCCCCCCCUUGCUUGCUCUCCUUCACCCCCAUGCUUCACCUCCUUACCGCCCCUCCUUCACCUCCUUUCCCUCCCUGCUUCCCCCCUUUUCCCCCACGGCUUCCCUUCCUUUCCCCCCCUGCCUCCUCUCCUUUCCCCCCAUGCUUAUCCUCCCUUCCCCACCUGCUUCCCCUAUUUCUCACCCUCCUUUCGCUCAUUUUCCCCCUCUGCUUGCCGCAAUGCCUCUCCACCCCCUUACAAUCCAAUCAGCUCCUUCGAGUUUGCUUAUUCUCUGUCCUCCCUUUUUACCCUGCUUAUGCUCCCUCCUCCCUUUGCUUACCCUCUCUCUUCCCCUCUACCCUCACCACCAGUACCGUGUUUACCGCCUUCCCUUUCCAUACUGAGGGAUCUCAAGUGCAGCAUGGAACAAGAUGGACCAGUCCUCUUCAGUCUAGGCUUGCAUGUGCUCCCACUGUGUGUUGAAAGUAGUUGA